AGCUAAAGUGGUUCUCUUAUAAAAGACUCUCCCAACAUAAACUCAUUCAUUGCCUAUUUGCCUUCUUGUGGAUACAUAAACAACAUAUCUUCUUGCUAGCAACUUCUAUUCAGAACCUGAGGUGCCAUACACAGAAGCAGGAUAUAAUUGAAUUGGAAACAUGGGUCUGCUCGGGAAAAGCUUCACUUCCAAAUUCAGAAGCAUCACAACUCUUGCUAUUUCAAGGAUUGCCAUCUUGAUGAACCAGCACAAGGCUCGAGCCUCACAUGCUAGAUCUGAUGUUGCUCAAUUCUUGAACCUCGGUUACCAGGAUCGUGCUCUUCUUCGUGUGGAGCAAUGGAUAGCAGAGCAAAACAGGUUGGAUGCAUUUGGCAUGAUAGCAAGCUAUUGCCACUUCCUCAGAGAAAGAGCUGAAGUACUUGAAAAUAACAGGGAGUGCCCUUUUGAGCUCAAGGAAGCAACAUCAAGCCUUAUCUUUGCAUCCUCAAGGUGUGGAGAAUUUCCAGAGCUGCACAAGAUACGAGAGAUUUUGACAUCAAGAUUUGGGAAAGCAUUUGCUGAUCAUGCUGUUGAGUUGAACAAGAAUAAUGGAGUUAACUCUAAGAUGAUACAAAAACUUUCACCAAGACGUCUGGACAUGGAAAUCAAAAUGAAAGCACUGAAGGAAAUUGCUACCGAAAUUGGAGUCACCUUGCAUUUGGAGCAGGGCCCUUCAUUGAUAAGUGAGGACAAAUUAGAAGUUGAACGAAGACAAGAUGAAGUGGGAACCAGUAAAUGGAGUAGUGUUGAUGAUCCUAAACAUGAAGCAAACAUCAAACAUGAUCCUGAGCAUCCCAAGGGAUGCUCUAGUUCUAAACAAGAGGAUGCAGUCAUUUCCAAAAGCAGCCGUGGUAUUGAUCUUAAGCAUUUGGAAUGGACAGAAAUAAAAAAACAACUUGCAUUAUGGCAAGAAGAAUCUCAUUUAGAGUUAGUUUCCAAGGAACACUUGGAGCAAGAUACAAAUAGAGAGAGCAUCAUGCUAGCAAAACAGAUAGUAUCAUGAAAAUGUGGAUUGGAAGAUGAUGUCAAUGAGAACCAGAUGAGCACAAAGAAAUGUAUAUUGUAGACAGUUUCCAAUUAAUAAAAAAAUUCCCU
Molecule: messenger RNA, 1134 nt
Organism: Lotus japonicus
Lineage: Eukaryota; Viridiplantae; Streptophyta; Magnoliopsida; Fabales; Fabaceae
Exons: 5
Coding region: 161-1042 (293 amino acids)
Biological process (GO): protein transport
Source: RefSeq, a predicted model, not a curated record